UAGGUAUCCAACAGACCCUCAGGCAAUAACAAAUAUGAAGACUAAGUUCUACAGAAUCGCUAAUUUUCCGAAUGUGAUAGGGUGCAUUGAUGGAGUUCUGAUUGGCAUACAGACACCAUACCAAGAUGAGGCGUCCUACGUCAGCAGAAAGGGUUUCCAUGCCCUAAAUGUCCAAGCUAUAGCGGAUGCAGAGAUGAAAUUCAUAAAUGUUGUUAUCAGGUGGCCAGGAUCGACCCACGACUCGUUCAUUCUAACAAACUCUAACAUCUCAAAUGAGUUAGAACAAAGAAACAAUGGCUGGCUGCUUGGUGACAGUGGUUAUGCAUUAAAGAACUGGCUGAUGACACCCUUUAUGCACCCAGUCAAUGUCCAACAACAGAGGUACAACUCGGCACAUGCCAGAACAAGAAAUAUUGUUGAACGGUCAUUUGGUGUGCUUAAAUCCAGAUUUCGAUGUUUGGACAGAUCAGGUGGCCAUCUAUCAUACCAGCCAAAGAAAGCUGUACAUAUUAUUGGGGCUUGCUUCAGCUUACAUAAUUUUGCCACUGAAAAGAAAAUGCCAGUUCCAAAUCAUGAUGAUGAUGAUAACCAUGAUGAUGAGAACAAUGUUGCAAUGCAGCAGCCUGCAGGAAGAGCCCAGGAAAUCAGGAACCACAUUGCCAGCAGAUUUUGAAUAAUGUUUCUAUAUACAUGUAAUCUAGCAGAGACAUACUGUUUUUAGCUCGACUGUACAAGGAGAGCUAUCCUACUCGACCCGGCGUUGGCGUCUUUCCAUGUCCCCGCCUUGGUUAAAGUUGUUUUUACACUUUCGCUUUUUAGCUCACCUGAGCAUAAAGUGCUCAAGGUGAGCUUUUGUGAUCGCCUUGUGUCCGCCCGUCGUCAACAGUUUGACUGUUAACACUCUAGAGGUCACAAUUUUGGCCUAAUCUUAAUGAAACUUGGUCAGAAUGUUACCCUCUUAAAAAUCAUGGACGAGUUUGAUAUUGGGUCAUCUAUCUCUGUUACUAUCAAAGCUAUUGACUUAAAACAAUCCCCAUAACACU
This is a messenger RNA of Mercenaria mercenaria, 1043 nucleotides long. RefSeq names its product putative nuclease HARBI1. The transcript has 3 exons. Bases 35 to 673 code for a protein of 212 amino acids. The record is from RefSeq and is a predicted model, not a curated record. Lineage: Eukaryota; Metazoa; Mollusca; Bivalvia; Venerida; Veneridae.